Molecule: messenger RNA, 3165 nt
Organism: Lasiodiplodia theobromae
Lineage: Eukaryota; Fungi; Ascomycota; Dothideomycetes; Botryosphaeriales; Botryosphaeriaceae
Product: Nad-specific glutamate dehydrogenase
Exons: 8
Coding region: 1-3165 (1054 amino acids)
Cellular component (GO): mitochondrion
Molecular function (GO): L-glutamate dehydrogenase (NAD+) activity
Source: RefSeq, a predicted model, not a curated record
AUGGCCUCUACCGCUCCCCCCAACGGCGUCCAGAACAAGCUUCUGGACAGCCUCGUCCGCACGCCCGGCCGCCAACCGUCGCCCCAGCCCACUCACCUGAGCGUUCCCGGCUCGACACAUCACCGCGUGUUGCAGGAGGAGGGUCCCGGAUAUGUCGCGCCAAAGUUCGAGGGCAAGGAGCAGCAGAUGGAGACGGUCAUGGACCAGGUUGAGGAGAAGGGCUUCAUUCCGGCCGACUUUGUCGAGUCCGAGACCAAUUGGUUCUACAAUGAGCUCGGCAUUGACGACAGCUACUUUGCCACCGAGUCGGUCGAAGCCAUUGUGAACCACAUCCACUCGCUGUACGCCGCCAAGAUUGCCGCGUACGCCCGCGAUGACAAGCUCCUCGAGAUCCGCUUGGACAAGGAGGCCGCGGACCACGCCGUGUACAUCGACACGAGCAAGCCCGGUGUCAGCAACAUGGAAGGUCCGCAGUACGAGCGCCGCAUCGACCAAAAGUACCUCAACCCCUCGCCGGGCGGCAGCAUCUACCGCGUCGAAACCUUCCGCUCCGCCGGCCUGCUCCCCGGCGGCAACGAGCAGCAGCUCCGAUGCUACUUUGUGUACCAGUGCGAGUUUGCCAACGAUGCGGCCACGUCGGCCGGGGAGACGCAGCUGGAGAAGAUUGGCGAGAAGCGUUUCCUGCAAAAGGCGACGCAGAACACCAAGGAAAUCUACCAGCAGGUCCUCGAGAAUGCCGUCUCCCGCACGGGCCCCGUCAUCGAGUGCUUCGACAUUGAGGGCUCCCGCGAGAAGCGCCUGGUCAUUGCCUACAAGCAGGGCUCCGCGCUCGGCCUGUUCAGCGCCUUGAGCGACCUGUACCAUUACUACGGGUUGACUUCAUCCCGCAAAUAUGUCGAGCAAUUCUCGAACGGCUACACGGUCAUGUCCAUCUAUCUGCGCCCCGCUCCGCAAUCGGUCAGCUCGGCCCGUCACCCGCCGAUUGAAGCCUCGAUCCACCAGAUCAUCAAGGAGGUCUCUCUGCUGUACUGCAUUCCGCAGAACAAGCUGCAGCUGCACUUUGCCUCUGGCAGGCUGAGUUUGCAGGAAACCAUCUACGCUCACUGCGUGUGGGUUUUCGUCGGCCAUUUCCUCAACAGAUUAGGCUCCGAGUAUACCACUCUGUCGUCGAUGCUGGACAGCAACAACAGCGUGCAUGCCGAACUGCUGUCCAGGCUCAAGCGCCGUCUCCGUACCGAGACCUUCACCGCCGACUACAUUCUCGAAAUCAUCAACGAAUACCCUGACCUCAUCCACUCGCUGUACUUGACGUUUGCCAACACGCAUUACGUCCAGACCAGAGGGGAGCAGGAUGACUUCAUUCCAACCCUGAGUUACCUUCGCAUGAAGGUCGACAAGGUCUUGACCGACUCGGAGCUCGAGGCGCUCAUCGCCAAGACCGUGACCAACGAGCACCAUGCCAUGGUCAUGACGGCUUUCCGGACCUUCAACGCCAGCGUCUUGAAGACAAACUUUUACACCCCGACCAAGGUCGCCCUGAGCUUCAGGCUCAACCCCACCUUCCUUCCGCCUUCCGAGUACCCGCAGCCGUUGUACGGCAUGUUCUUGGUCAUUAGCUCCGAGUUCCGCGGCUUCCACCUCCGCUUCAGGGACAUCGCACGUGGAGGCAUCCGCAUCGUCAAGUCGAGGAGUUCCGAGGCUUAUGCCAUCAACGCCCGGUCGCUCUUUGACGAAAACUACAACCUUGCGAACACGCAGCAGAGGAAGAACAAGGACAUCCCCGAGGGUGGUUCCAAGGGCGUUAUCCUCCUCGACGUCCGUCACCAAGACAAGGCCAGAGUCGCCUUUGAAAAGUACAUCGACAGUAUCCUGGACCUGCUGCUCCCUCCGACCAGCCCGGGUAUCAAGGACCCGAUCGUCGACCUGCACGGCCAGCAGGAGAUCCUGUUCAUGGGUCCGGACGAGAACACCGCUGACCUCGUCGACUGGGCCACCGAGCACGCCAGGGAGCGCGGCGCGCCCUGGUGGAAGUCGUUCUUCACCGGCAAGAGCCCCAAGCUCGGUGGAAUCCCCCACGACCGCUACGGCAUGACCACCCUCUCCGUCCGCGAGUAUGUGCUCGGCAUCUACCGCAAGCUCAGCCUCGACCAGACCAAGAUCCGCAAGCUUCAGACCGGCGGACCGGACGGCGAUCUCGGUUCCAACGAGAUUCUCCUGGGCAACGAGCAGUACACGGCCAUCGUGGAUGGCUCCGGCGUCCUUGUCGACCCCAACGGCCUCGACCGCGACGAGCUGGUGCGCUUGGCCAAGAGCCGCCUCAUGAUCUCGAACUUCGACACGGCCAAGCUCUCUCCGGAGGGCUACCGCGUCCUGGUCGAGGACAACAACGUCAAGCUGCCCAGCGGCGAGAUCGUCAACAACGGAACGCAGUUCCGCAACACGUUCCACCUGCGCGACGGCUCCGCCUAUGACAUCUUCGUCCCGUGCGGCGGCCGUCCCGAGUCCAUCGACCUCGGCACCGCCAACAAGCUCAUCGUCGACGGCAAGUGCCUCAUCCCGUACAUUGUCGAAGGCGCCAACCUGUUCAUCACCCAGGACGCCAAGCUCCGCCUCGAGAAGGCGGGCUGCAUCCUGUACAAGGACGCGUCGGCCAACAAGGGCGGUGUCACUUCGUCGUCGCUCGAGGUCCUGGCCUCGCUCUCGUUUGACGACGAGGGCUUCAUCGAGAACAUGUGCAUCCGCGAAGACGGCUCGGCGCCGCAGUUCUACGACGACUACGUCAAGCAGGUGCAGCAGACGAUCAAGAACAACGCCGCGCUCGAGUUCGAGGCCAUCUGGAGGGAACACCAGGAGACCGGCGAACCUCGCAGUAUUCUGAGCGACAAGCUCAGCGUGGCCAUCACCAAGCUCGACGAGGAGCUGCAGAACACGGAGCUGUGGGACAACGUGGAGCUGAGGAAGUCGGUCCUCGGCGACGCUCUGCCUGGUCUUUUGCUCCAGAAGAUUGGCUUGGAGACUAUCAUGGAACGGGUUCCUGAAAACUACCUCCGCGCCAUCUUCGGAAGCUACUUGGCCAGCCGGUUCGUGUAUGAAUAUGGCAUCUCUGCAAGCCAGUUCGCUUUCUUCGCCUUCAUGAACAAGAGGAUGGCUCGUCUCAGAGAAUAG